This is a messenger RNA of Manihot esculenta (cassava), 6407 nucleotides long. RefSeq names its product 187-kDa microtubule-associated protein AIR9. The record is from RefSeq and is a predicted model, not a curated record. The transcript is spliced from 38 exons. Gene Ontology annotation, cellular component: plasmodesma; plasma membrane. Gene Ontology annotation, molecular function: protein binding. The coding region runs from base 1052 to 6184 and encodes 1710 amino acids. NCBI's taxonomy places the organism in Eukaryota, Viridiplantae, Streptophyta, Magnoliopsida, Malpighiales, Euphorbiaceae.
AUGAAUGAAAAUCUUCAUUUUUUUUUCAAACUAAUCAGUUAAACGACAAAAAGAAAUCCAUUAAACGACAAUCCGCUCACUCCAUCCUCUGUACUCUUCUCCUUCCUCCAUCCUCUCUCCAUUCCUCCUUCCCUCAUCUCUCUCUCUCUCUCUCGCUUACUUUAUUCUGCUCUUUGCCACGCUUUAUUCUGCUUUUUUGCCACGCUUUCACUCUCUCUCGCUUUGGCAUUUCUGUUGCCAGUUUUUUUAAAGCUUUAAACAGAGGCAAUGCUGUUUCUGUUUUUGUCUUUCGAUUUCUGUCGAUUCUGUUUCAGUCUCUUUCUUCGCUAGAUCUACUUAAUUCUUUCCUCUGGGGAAAACCCUGUUCCCCAAUUUUUUCACUUUUCAGUGAUUUCACUGUUUUCUGUUUCUUAUGUCAAUUCACACUGUUUGCACUUAGAUUGAGAGUGUGGUAGUUUGGAUUCUUGCUAAACAACCCGCAUGUUGUGCUAGAUCCAAGCGGGGUCUUCUAACUCAAAGUAUACAUGUUCCGGCUCUGAGAGGGAGCUUUAAUUUUCUUCCGUUUUGAGACUGUGGUAGCAGCUAGCAUGAGCUGUAUUACUUAAGAAUUGUGGAUUUCUCCUAAAGAUUAAACGCGUGAAGAUAUUCAGACAGAGUUGUUUUGUUUUAUUUUUCUUGGCUUUGGCUUUUCAACAACCCCCCAAGCUCAAUUUUGCUUUACUUCUUUGCUCUGAAAGCUGGAAAACAAAUUUAGAAAAAGAGGGUUUGUCUUUUAUCCAAUUUAAGUACAUUGCUGUUUCAGUAAGAAACUAGCCACUCCUCUUUCCCUUUUGAGUCAAUUUUAAUUAGCUUCUGUAGGGCGAUGACCUUAAUUUUCUCGUUUUACAUUUUUAAGAUUUGAUUCUCUUAAUUCCUUGUACUUUCAACUUUUUUCUAAGCUGAGAAACAAUGCAUUACAAUAAUAUCACUUGAAACUUUUGGUUUUCUUGUUUGUGCUGGCUGAAUCAAGUUUCUUAUGCUUGAAUUACAAGGACAAGUUCUUUAACUUACAAUGGAGGAACCAUCAGUGUCAUCUGUUGAAGAGCCAAUGAACAAGAUCAAAACUUCUCAUAAACAGUCACCUGUGAGCUCAGUGGAGGCUGGAAAAACCACGAAAGCUGCUAUUUCUGCAACCUCUAACCUUUUACCAACCACUGGUUCUAUUAGAAAGAGAGGUGAACCAAAGAGCAGUUCAGAUUCAAGUUCAAAUGUGAACAAACCAACUAUAACUGCUUCAUCUCGCAAUUCAAAUUCGAUUCCAGUGAUAAAAAGAAAUGGCGCUGGAGGAGUGCCAGGGAAAUCAUCUACAGUAAAACGGCAAAAUAGUGUUAUUACUGUUGCAGGCAAAAGAACUACUGCUUCAUCAGACCCAGUUAAGCGGUCUCUUCCAGAGCUUAGAAGAAGUUCCUUGCCUUCAGCUGCUACAAAACCUGUAACUCGAUCAAGUGUUUCAGAGGUUAAGAAGUCACAAUCUGUGUCUGCUACUGAUAAGAGUUUAAGGUCAUCAACAGGGUCAGAUGUAAGUAGGCCAGAGACUAUCAAGAAACCUUCAGUGAAGCCAGUAUUGUCAGUCUCUUCCUCCUCAAAAAAACUUUCCUCUACGUCAUUGGACAGUACGGACAGUAGUGUGGGUAGGAAGACAGUUUCAAAGGUUAAUUCACCAUCAGCUCGUUCGCCUUCAGUUUCUAGUGCAUUGAGAACUAAUUCUUUGUCAAAAUCUCUGGAUAGAAGUUCUAAUUUGUCUGGACGUAGGAGCAUGGGAACUCCUGAAAGCCGGGAUUCUCGUUUCAUUGUUCUUCCACGGGUGGAGAUUAAAGCUGGUGAUGAUGUGAGAUUGGAUCUUAGGGGUCACAGAGUCCGCAGUCUUAAUGCUGGUGGGUUGAACUUGUCGCCAAAUUUAGAGUUUGUUUAUCUCAGAGACAAUUUUUUAUCUACAUUGGAAGGAAUUGAGCUACUGAAGAGGGUGAAGGUCCUUGAUUUGAGUUUCAAUGAGUUUAAGGGGCCUGGGUUUGAACCUCUUGAAAAUUGCAAGGCUCUGCAGCAACUUUAUCUUGCUGGUAAUCAAAUCACGUCACUUACAAGUCUUCCUCAGCUUCCUAACCUGGAGUUUCUCUCUGUUGCUCAAAAUAAAUUAAAGUCACUUUCAAUGGCAAGUCAACCUCGACUGCAGGUGUUUGCUGUAAGCAAAAAUAAAAUAACAACUCUAAAAGGUUUCCCACAUCUACCUGUCCUUGAGCAUUUACGAGUUGAGGAGAAUCCGAUACUUAAGAUGCCCCAUUUAGAAGCGGCAUCCAUUUUACUUGUUGGUUCAACUCUGAAAAGGUUUAAUGAUAGAGAUCUUUCCCAUGAAGAGGUGGCAAUUUCAAAGCGUUAUCCAGCAUGCACAGCCUUGUGCAUUAGAGAUGGUUGGGAGUUUUGUCGUCCUGAGAAUGCACCAGAUUCAACUUUGCGCUUUCUUUUUGAGCAAUGGAAAGACCAUUUCCCCCCAGGCUAUCUGCUUAAGGGUGCCUCUGUUGAUCAACCCUUUGAAGAAGAUGCUUGUCGCAGCCACUUUGUUUUUAUUCAAGACACUACAAGUGUUGAUCUGGAACUUGUCUUAAGAUAUCAAUGGUUUGUGGGAGAGAGAGCGCUUUCAAAUUUUGCUGCUAUUCCUGAUGCUACUGGACAGGCAUACUGGCCAAAGCAUGAAGACAUUGAUAAAUUUCUGAAAGUGGAAUGCACUCCUAUACUAGAAGAGAUACAGUAUCCUGCUAUUUUUGCCAUAUCUUCACCCGUUUCACGAGGAAGUGGAAUUCCAAAGGUCUUGAACCUUGAAGUGCGUGGGGAAUUAGUGGAAGGAAAUGUCAUCAGAGGCUAUGCUGAGGUUGCUUGGUGUGGUGGAACUCCUGGAAAAGGUGUUGCCAGUUGGUUGAGAAGAAGAUGGAAUAGUAGCCCUGUGGUUAUUGCUGGUGCAGAAGAUGAGGAGUAUCGGCUAACUUUAGAUGACAUAGGUUUGAGUUUGGUUUUUAUGUACACACCAGUCACAGAGGAAGGUGCCAAAGGGGAGCCUCAGUAUAAGUAUACUGAUUUUGUUAAAGCAGCUCCUCCAUCAGUUACUGAUGUCAAAAUUGUUGGAGAUGUUGUUGAAGGAAGUAUCAUAAAAGGAGUUGGGGAGUACUUUGGGGGAAGAGAAGGUACUAGCAAGUUCGAAUGGUUACGUGAGAAUAAGGAAACUAGCAGAGACUUUCUGUUGGUAUCAACGGGCACAUCUGAGUAUACUUUGACUAAAGAAGAUGUGGGUAGACGCAUAGCUUUUGUUUAUGUACCCAUUAAUUUUGAAGGUGAGGAAGGGGAAUCUGUAUCAGUAUUGUCUUCUGUGGUGAAGCAAGCACCUCCAAAAGUAGCAAAUGUUAAGAUAAUUGGUGAUAUGAUGGAAAACAAUAAGAUUACUGUAACUGGUAUUGUUACGGGAGGAACUGAAGGUUCUAGCAAAGUUCAGUGGUUUAAAACAAAUUCAUCAACACUGGAUGGGGAGAAUGGUCUUGAAGCAGUUACUGCAACCAAAAUUGCGAAGGCAUUCCGCAUACCUGUAGGAGCAGUUGGCUAUCACAUUGUUGCAAAAUAUAUUCCUAUGACUCCAGAUGGUGAAUCUGGUGAACCUGCAUAUGCUAUAUCAGAAGAAGCAGUGGAUACUCUUCCCCCAAGCCUAAAUUUCUUAUCUAUUACUGGUGAUUAUGCUGAAGGUGGCAUGCUGACAGCAUCAUAUGGCUAUAUAGGAGGCCAUGAAGGAAAAAAUGUGUAUAAUUGGUAUAUUCACGAGGCUGAAACAGACUCUGGUACUUUGAUACCUGAGGGUUCAGGAGUUCUUCAAUAUUGUAUUUCAAGAGAUGCAAUAGGCAAAUUCAUAUCCUUCCAAUGUCUCCCUGUGCGUGAUGAUGGGAUUGUAGGUGAGCCAAGAACUUGCAUGGGACACGAACGGGUUCUACCAGGAAGUCCAAGGUUGCUUUCUCUUCAAAUAGUUGGAAAUGCUGUUGAAGGAACUCCAUUAAGUGUUGACAAAAAGUAUUGGGGAGGUGAAGAAGGAGAUUCAGUUUUCCGCUGGCUUCGGACUAGUUCAGAUGGGACUCAAACCGAAAUUUGUGAUGCUACUGCUAUGUCGUACAUGCUUUCAAUUGAUGAUAUUGGAUUCUUUAUUUCAGUUUCAUGUGAGCCUGUUAGAAGUGAUUGGGUUCGUGGUCCUAUUGUUGUUUCCGGACAAAUUGGACCUAUCAUACCUGGCCCUCCAACUUGUCAGUCUUUAGAGUUUCUAGGGUCAAUGAUGGAAGGACAACGUCUUAGCUUUGUUGCUUCUUACAGUGGCGGGGAGAGAGGAAAUUGUCUCCAUGAAUGGUUUAGAGUGAGAAGUGAUGGUUUUAGGGAGAAACUAAGUGCUGAUGAGUUUCUGGAUUUGACAUUAGAGGAUGUUGGAAAAUUCAUUGAACUUGUAUAUACCCCAAUGCGCAAAGAUGGUGUGAGAGGAAAUCCUAGGAGCAUAAAAUCCAAUAUGAUUGCACCAGCUGAUCCUGUGGGGUUGGAACUUGUGAUUCCUACUUGCUGUGAGGACAAGGAAGUGAUCCCACAGAAGACAUACUUUGGUGGACAGGAAGGUGUUGGAGAGUAUAUUUGGUAUAGAACCAAAGAUAAGCUGCAUGGAUCUGCAUUGGUGGAUAUAUGUAACGGCUGUGAGGAUGUUCUCAUAUGCAGCAAAACAUUGACAUACACUCCAUCACUUGAAGAUGUGGGUUCUUACUUGGCCUUAUAUUGGCUGCCCACUUGUGCAGAUGGUAAAUGCGGAAAACCAUUAGUUACAAUCUCUGAUUCUCCAGUUAACCCAGCUCUUCCAAUUGUUUCUAAUGUUCAAGUGAAAGAGUUGCGAUCUGGUGUUUAUUCUGGAGAGGGAAAGUACUUUGGUGGGUAUGAGGGAGCAAGCCUCUUCAGCUGGUACAGAGAAACUAAAGAGGGAACCGUCAGUCUUAUUAAUCAUGCUAACUCUAGAACUUACGAAGUCAUGGAUGUGGAUUACAAUUGCCGCUUGUUGUUUGGGUAUACACCAGUUCGUUCAGAUUCAGUUGUGGGAGAACUCAAAUUAUCUGAGUCAACCGACAUUAUUCUCCCAGAGCUUCCUAGAGUCGAAAUUCUCUCUCUCAAUGGAAAGGCUAUAGAAGGUGGUGUGCUCACUGCAGUUGAAGUAAUACCGAAGAGUGCAAUACAACAAUCUGUUUGGAGAAAGUACAAGAAGGAUAUCAAAUAUCAAUGGUUCUGUUCAUCAGUAAUAGGGGACAGGGACUCCUUUGAGCUCCUACCUUCACAGUGUUCCUGCUCUUACAAGGUGCGACUUGAGGACAUUGGUAAAUGCUUGAGAUGUGAAUGCAUAGUGACUGAUGUGUUUGGAAGGUCAAGUGAGCCGUCAUAUGCUGAGACUGCUCCUGUAUUGCCAGGAAUUCCUCGAAUAGAUAAACUAGAGAUUGAGGGAAGGGGUUUCCACACGAACUUAUAUGCCGUUCGAGGCAUUUAUAGUGGAGGAAAGGAGGGAAAAAGUAGAAUACAAUGGCUUAGGUCGAUGGUUGGUAGUCCUGAUCUGAUCUCUAUACCAGGAGAGAUAGGAAGGAUGUAUGAGGCUAAUGUUGAUGAUGUGGGGUAUAGAGUGGUGGCUAUUUAUACUCCAGUUAGAGAGGAUGGCGUUGAGGGACAGCCUGUGUCUGCAUCCACAGAGCCCAUUGCUGUUGAGCCUGAUGUUCUUAAAGAAGUGAAGCAAAAGCUGGAACUUGGGUCUGUGAAGUUUGAGGCAUUAUGUGACAAGAACCGUUCUCCCAAAAAGGCACCAGGAGAGGGGAGCCUUGAGAGAAGAAUUCUAGAAGUUAAUAGGAAAAGGAUUAAGGUAGUGAAGCCAGGUUCUAAGACUUCCUUUCCUACCACUGAAAUUCGUGGAAGUUACGCUCCUCCUUUUCACGUUGAGCUUUUCCGGAACGACCAACAUCGGCUUAGGAUUGUUGUGGACAGUGAAAACGAAGUAGAUCUAAUGGUCCACUCCAGGCAUCUGCGUGAUGUUAUUGUCCUCGUGAUUCGAGGUGUUGCUCAACGAUUCAAUAGUACAUCUCUCAAUUCUCUCCUCAAAAUAGAGACAUAGUAUUUGCCAACUAUUGUAAAGUGAAUCGGUUUGCAAAAUAUAUUCAUUUGUAGGUUUUUAAUUCAAUUAGUCAACAAUUUGUCCCACAUUAAACUCCUAUGUUUCGCUUGUCAUUAUUUUUGGUGGUGUCAUUGUUUGCAAGAUACAUUGUGCAGUGCUGGAAAGGCUGGAGGUUUUAAACUCUGUAUAUUAGUAUAUGAAUGAAACUGAAUCAUUUGAGAAA